UUUAUUUUUUUUUUUCUUUUUUCUUUUCCAUUUUCCAUUUCUCGACCCCUAAGAGUCUAGCUAAUUACUUUCACGAUUUUCAAAUAUACAAUAACAAAAUUUUAUUUGAUGGAACGUUUUGAAAACCAUAUAUGAUUAUGGGUGGUCGUAAACCAUGUUGUGAUGAGGUUGGAUUAAGAAAGGGACCUUGGACAGUGGAAGAAGAUGGGAAGCUAGUUGAUUUCUUAAGGAUACGUGGCAGCGGUGGUGGAUGGUGCUGGAGGGACGUGCCGAAACUGGCGGGACUAAGACGGUGCGGUAAAAGCUGCCGUCUCCGGUGGACUAAUUAUCUCCGGCCAGAUCUCAAGAGAGGUCUUUUUAGUGAAGAAGAGAUCCAACUCAUCAUUGAUCUUCAUGCUCGUCUUGGCAACAGAUGGUCGAAGAUUGCAGUAGAGUUACCGGGAAGAACAGACAACGAUAUUAAAAACUAUUGGAACACUCAUAUAAAGAGGAAGCUUAUAAGAAUGGGUAUUGACCCAAACACACAUCGUCGGUUUGACCAACAAAAAGUCAACGAGGAGGAGAAGGUGUUAAAGGUCAACAGUCCAAAGCCUCCGAGUCAGCCAGAGGUAGUAGUACCUGUGGUUUUGCAGAAUGACACGUCAGCUGGAAAUCUAAACGAGUUGGCUGACGUGGACGGUGAUGAUCAGCCUUGGAGCUUUUUAAUGGAAAAUGACGGUGGUGGCGCCGGAGAGCUUACGAUGCUAUUGUCCGGCAACAUUACGUCAUCAUGUUCUUCUUCGUCAUCGUUGUGGUUGAAGUAUGGAGAUUUGGGGUACGAAGAUUUAGAACUUGGUUGUUUCGAUGAUUAGUGAGAUUAAAGUAUGUUUUAUUAGGCCGUAGGUUGAUUAAUCCACAUAAGGUUCGUUGACAUCAUUCUAUAACCAUAGAUUCACGUAGUUUGAACCAAUAUAACGAAUAAAACAAUAGUAAUUUCCAAAUUCCUUAAUCAACUACUAUAUUACGUGCUUUGCACUUUUCAUGUCACUCAUAGUUAUUGAUAGCCUCCACUGAUUUCAUCUGGAACUAACAGAUAAAUUUUAGAGCUUA
Camelina sativa (false flax) is the source of this 1089-nucleotide messenger RNA. RefSeq names its product transcription factor MYB20-like. NCBI's taxonomy places the organism in Eukaryota, Viridiplantae, Streptophyta, Magnoliopsida, Brassicales, Brassicaceae. The record is from RefSeq and is a predicted model, not a curated record.